Lecanosticta acicola is the source of this 1752-nucleotide messenger RNA. Lineage: Eukaryota; Fungi; Ascomycota; Dothideomycetes; Mycosphaerellales; Mycosphaerellaceae. The record is from the annotation of a GenBank genome assembly.
AUGGAGUCUCUCACGGAUCAACAGGUCCUCGCCCACUCCACCGCCAAACACGUCCACCAUACCUGGGCCAAGACGUUUCAAUGCCGACCCGAGCUCUACAUCAAACCGCAAACGCUCGAGGAGAUUCAGAACAUCGUGAGAUUGGCCCACAAGCGUCGACGGCGCCUUGUCGUAGUAGGAUGCGGACAUUCGCCUUCCGACCUUACGUGUAGUUCGUCGUGGAUGGUCAACUUGGACGAUUACAAUCGCGUUAUCAAGGUCGACAAAGCUCGUAAGACAUUGCUGGUUCAAGGUGGCAUUCGCUUGCGUAAAUUGAACAGCGAGGCCAACAAGGAGGGCCUCACGAUGCGCAAUCUGGGCAGCAUAGACGAGCAAAGUAUAGUGGGCGCGAUCGCGACUGGAACCCAUGGCAGCUCGCUGAAGCACGGUCUCCUCUCCGAAUCGGUGCGGUCAUUACAGAUCGUAUUGGCGAAUGGACAAGCAGUGAGAUGUUCGAAAGAGCAGAGUGCGGAACUCUUCAAGGCUGCUCUGAUCAGUCUCGGCGCUCUCGGCAUCAUCGUGGAAGUGGAAUUCGAGAUGAUCGAUGCAGGCAAAAUCGAAUGGGAGCAAGAGCUAGUAUCGCUGAAUCACGUGCUCACUACAUGGGAGAACACCCUCUGGACGCAGAAGGAAUAUACUAGAGUUUGGUGGAUGCCAUACAUGAAGCGAGCGAUUGUGUGGUCGGCAGAAAAGACCGACAAGACAUUACGGCCACCGCAGGAAAGCUGGUACGGUGGCAGUGUUGGAUUUCACACCUAUCACAAUCUUCUCUGGCUAUCAAAUUACGCACCUUGGAUAUUACCCUGGGUGGAAUGGUUCGUAUUCGGCAUGCAAUACGGCUUUUCCACUGGCAACAAAACGAGCGCUGUUGAGGAUUUGCGAACGGGCCUGCUGAUGAACUGUUUAUACUCUCAAUUUGUGAACGAAUGGGCACUACCGCUCAGCAAGGGACCCGAAGCUAUCACACGUCUCUCAGCCUGGAUAAACGGCGAGCCUGGUGCAGGUGGCAUCCCCUUCUCGUCAAAAGGCCUCUACGUCCACUGUCCCAUCGAAGUCAGAGUAUCAGACACAUCCGAGACACGAUGUCGACCUUACCUCGAUAAUACCGUGCACGAUGGCCCAACCCUGUACCUGAACGCCACGCUAUACCGACCGUACUUGCAAGACCCACCUUGUUGGAAGCGGUACUACGAGGCGUUCGAAUGGCUUAUGCAAGAAAUGGGCGCGAAACCGCACUACGCCAAGAACUUCUCGUAUACCUCUUCCGAAUAUUUGAGUGAGAAGCUUGGUGAAGGUCUCACGCAAUGGCUCAAAGUUCGUCACGAUGCAGAUCCCGAUGGUAUGUUCCUGGGUGAAUGGCAUCGGCGUACUUUGGGUCUUGGAACUGCGGAUAUCAAAUACAGACUUCAAGAACGAGAGGUAUCUCGCCAGAAGGCUUCCGAUGGGGGAAAGCUGUGGGUAGGAGAAGUGACUGCUUCUGCUGGACCGGCAGCCGAAGCGUUCGGGGAUGUGAAGCCGCUCAAUGUAAGGACGAGGUCGGAAAGCCCUGGCGCCAGCUCGUCGGCAAGCAGCUUUGACAUGAUGCACGGUGCGGAGGCCGAAAAGAGCAUCCUGUACAAUGGCAGUGAGUAUGAUGACGAUGAGGAAGGGGUUAGGUUCCACGGCAAUCCUCGGACUAGAAUGACUGGGACUGCCGUAUUCGAUAAGAUGUAG